Dreissena polymorpha is the source of this 2239-nucleotide messenger RNA. RefSeq names its product homeobox protein SIX6-like. The coding region runs from base 88 to 1116 and encodes 342 amino acids. Gene Ontology annotation, cellular component: transcription regulator complex; nucleus. The record is from RefSeq and is a predicted model, not a curated record. Gene Ontology annotation, biological process: regulation of transcription by RNA polymerase II. The transcript has 2 exons. Lineage: Eukaryota; Metazoa; Mollusca; Bivalvia; Myida; Dreissenidae. Gene Ontology annotation, molecular function: DNA-binding transcription factor activity, RNA polymerase II-specific; RNA polymerase II cis-regulatory region sequence-specific DNA binding.
UUUAGCAUACUUUUAUACAUACUUUCGGAUAGAAUUCCAUUAAAUGUAUCAAAAUUCAACAGUCUUUUGGAAGUUGAUAGUGUAAAUAUGGAUUUAAAUUCGAGUCGUUUGGAUAGUCGACUUAUUGACAACGGAAACUCGAUGCAGCCCCCUACCGGAGGAGAGUUGGUCACUAUUGGAACUCCAUCCAGCGAUCUCCUAAACAGACCGGAAAUUAAUCAUAAUGGAAAUGUUGGGGACGGAAGCCAGAGGUCAAAUAGCAACUCGCCGACGCCAAACUGUGGCGGAAGCGGCGACGGUAAAAAUCUUACAUUUUCACCUGAACAGGUUGCGUGCGUUUGCGAAGCUCUUCAACAGAAGGGGGACAUUGACCGUCUAGCGCGCUUCCUGUGGUCACUUCCGCCCAGCGAGCUGCUGCGAGGCAGCGAGGCGGUGCUCAAGGCGCGGGCCACGGUUGCCUAUCACAGGGGAAGCUACAGGGAACUGUACGCCAUUUUGGAGAGCCACACAUUUGAGAGCAGUAACCAUCCUUUCCUUCAAAACCUUUGGUACAAGGCUCACUAUAUGGAGGCACAAAAGAUCCGAGGCCGACCGCUCGGGGCUGUUGAUAAAUACCGUCUGCGCCGGAAGUACCCUCUUCCUAAAACGAUAUGGGACGGCGAAGAAACGGUGUAUUGUUUUAAAGAAAAAUCGCGGCAAGCAUUGAAAGAUUGCUACAAGGCGAAUCGUUACCCGACGCCUGAUGAGAAGCGCAACCUUGCUAAAAAGACCGGUUUAACAUUGACUCAAGUGAGCAAUUGGUUUAAAAACCGCCGACAGAGAGAUCGAACCCCGACCCAACAGCACGGCUUUGUAAACAGGGAUCUGAUGGAGGAGCAGUUCCAGCAACAGAUGCACCACCACCACCACCAAACAUUCCCUGCCGGGCCGGGCAACAUGAUGACGUCACACGGUCACCACGACUACCGGAACGACUUGGACGUUUCCGUCAAAAUGAUUGACGAUAUGAGAAUGAACAUGAUGAACGGCAUGGUGAAAAGUGAACCAUUACCGCCCCACUACCCAUUUAGUCAACAAAUGGACCACCGACUUCAUUAUUCAGUUCCGGCCGUAUGAUGAAACAUCGCGUGAUUUGUGUCUUUGAAGUGUCUCGUGGGCCUGUGAGAAUGAGCGCCCCACGUUCGUAAAAUCUCACUUUCGUUGAAAGUAUAACGCAUUCAGGAACAAGGGCGCAUGCGCUAGACUGUCGUUCUUAAGAUGGACAUUAAAUGGAAUCUCUUCUGACGUACAUGAAUGUCGAAGCUUGUGCUCGUUUAAAUGGAACGCCCCUUAAACUAUUCCAUAUUCAAAUCUAUUUUGUAAAUAGAAUUUCUUUUGUGUUAUUUAAAUUUUGUGGUAUACAUUUCCAAGAAAUGUGUUACCUUAACGAUGAAGUUCAUUAGAUGUAUGUUAAACAAACUGCACCGUUGAUCGACAAUCACAUACAGAGCAUAUCGACGGUUAGUAGUGUAUAUUCUUUUCAAAAUUUAAUUAUGUUUCACGAAGUAUGUAUAAAUGGUGGUUUGAAUUAUUGAUUAUAUAUAUGGUCAAUUUGAGAUCAAUUAAAAUGCAUUCUUAUUAAAAGUCAAUAAACACAUCUUAUUAAAAAAUAAUAAACAACAGUACGCGUAUGCUUUUUUUUAACUUUAUUGUUUCAGCAACGGGUGUUUCAUUAUCAUUAUAUUAAAUAUAAAGUUUACACCAACAUAAAUUUAAAUGUUCAUGUACGACUAUAACGUAAAUCAUGAGGAUAAAUGUAACGGUGAAUAUUAUAUUUUAAUUUUACAAAAAUGAAACCCGUAAAUAAUAUCCGUAACGUGUUUACUGAUUCUAUAAUUUUAUUUUUGUUAAAAAGAACGUUUAUUAAGUUUUUAAUUUGACUUGUUUUUAUUUUUAAUUUGCAAUAUUCAACAAUUGUCGACGAGUUCAAAUGAAAAUACAAAAAAAAGACUAUCGGUACUAGAACGGUAUAUGUAACGUUUAUAAAUAUGUUAUUUAUUGUUAACAAUUCAAACGAGGCAAUGAGUUUCAAUAAAUACACAUUAUGAAUUAUUUUAUGCGAAUGGACAUUUAUUUAUAUAGCUUUUGCAAUAUCGAUCAUACAUGUGCAGGAAGGUUAAAAUAUUCUUGUUUUAUUAUUUCAAAAUACAAACGAACGUUUAUGUAAUGAGAAUUUAUUGAAUAAACUAAGUUCAUGUUC